Messenger RNA from Stomoxys calcitrans (stable fly), 1494 nucleotides. RefSeq names its product UDP-glucosyltransferase 2. The transcript is spliced from 3 exons. Gene Ontology annotation, molecular function: UDP-glycosyltransferase activity. The record is from RefSeq and is a predicted model, not a curated record. Lineage: Eukaryota; Metazoa; Arthropoda; Insecta; Diptera; Muscidae. Bases 1 to 1494 code for a protein of 497 amino acids.
AUGAAUGAAAAUGCAAAAAUUCUAGCCAUAUUUCCAUUUCCCGGACCCUCGCAAUAUAUUUUGGUGAAACCCUAUUUAAAGACACUGGCCGAUAGAGGUCAUGAAAUGACAGUUAUCAAUGCCUAUCCCUCAAAUGAUAAUGGAAAGAAUUACAGAGACAUACCAGUAAUGGAGGCACAUGAAAUACAGAAAGAUUAUAUGGCUGGAGCUGUUUUGGAGCGUAAUCUAUGGUCUGGUCUAACAUUCACCUCUGACCUGUUCUACAAUGUUACCCGUGCGGUAUUAAGAAAUCCCCAGGUUCAAGAUUUAAUAGCCAAAGAAACCUUUGAUUUGGCCAUCAUUGAGGCAGUCAAUACAGAUGCUUUAUACAGUUUGGGGCCGCACUUUGGAGUUCCAAUUAUUGGUGUCUCCAGUUUUGGCAAUGAUAUAAUCAUAGAUGAUGUUAUGGGUAAUCCCACAUCAUGGGCUUACUCACCAUCCAUGAACACAGGCUUUACCCAUCAAAUGUCUUAUACCGAACGCCUACAGAAUGUUGUGGUACAAAUGCUAGAGCUGUUGCAUAAUCGUUGGAUACACUUACCUCGACAUCAGAAUUUACUAAAUUUAUAUAUGCCUCAUAUAACAGAGAGUGUAGAAUCUAUGCGUACAAAUAUUUCCUUAUAUUUACUGAACCAACACUUUUCACUGAGCCAUGCCAAACCUCAAGUACCAAAUAUGAUCGAGGUGGGAGGAUUUCAAAUUUCAAGCCAAAUUAAACCCUUGCCUAAAGAAAUACGAUCAAUCAUAGACCAUUCUCCAAAUGAUAUUAUUUAUUUUUCCAUGGGAUCCAAUGUGAAAAGCAAAGAUUUUCCCUCGCAAAUAUUACAAAUGUUCAAUAAAGUCUUCAGCCAAUUGCCCUACACCGUGCUAUGGAAAUUUGAAAAUCCCGAAUUGCCUGGCAAACCCUCAAAUGUCCAUAUAAAUCCUUGGUUUCCUCAAACUGAUAUAUUGGCCGAAGAAAAAGUAAAACUUUUUAUAUCUCAUGGUGGUCUACUCUCAACCUUUGAAGCUGUACAUUAUGGCAAACCUAUUUUAGGGUUACCCAUCUUCUUUGAUCAAAAUUUAAAUGUCAACAAUGCCAAAGAGAAAGGAUUCGCCUUAAGGCUCAAUGUGGACACACUCACUGAGCAACAAUUCAAAAAUAGCAUAUUGGAAAUGAUGGCAAAUGCAAGAUAUAGUGAAAAGGCCAAAGAAAUCUCGAAGAGAUAUCAUGAUCAGCCUGUAAAGCCUAUGGAUUUAGCCAUUUAUUGGACUGAAUACGUUUUAAGACAUAGGGGUGCCCUGCAUUUGCGCAGCCCUGCCCAGAAAAUGAAUUUCCUAAAGAGCAAUAGCAUAGAUACAAUUGGUGUAUUGGUCUUGAGUGUUUUAUUUGUGUUGUAUCUUGGCGUUAAGAUUUUGUAUAAAAUUUGUAAAUUAUUGUGUGCUGGAAGAGCUAAGAAAGAGAAAAUGAACUGA